Molecule: messenger RNA, 717 nt
Organism: Scutellospora calospora
Lineage: Eukaryota; Fungi; Glomeromycota; Glomeromycetes; Diversisporales; Gigasporaceae
Source: the annotation of a GenBank genome assembly
CGGCUCCUAGUGAAAGCUGGGAUGAUGAUUUCGUUCUGGAUAAUAACGAAAUAAAUGUUCCUAAUUCGGUUGAAAAAUCUCAAUUAUCUUUGAGAAUGGAUAUAUCUAAUAUUCGCGACUUUGCCUCUCAAGUCGAAGAAUUGAAAUUAUUACAUCAUAAAAAAUUGAAUUUUACGUCAUUGAUUCAAUCCAGAAUGAUUAGAAAAAAAUGGAAAUCUGGCUCCACUAGAUCAACAAUUAAAAAAUAUAAAGAUCUAGAAAAUUUAUUUAAACAAGAUUGGGAAGAAGCAACUGUAAUAAUUGAUCUUUCUGAUGUGGCUCAGGAUAAGCCAUCAACUUCUAAUGAUAAUGAAAGUGUUAAAGUCGAUAUCGAUAGAAUACCUUCGGAGCGACAUGUACAAGUAUUUAAAAAGAUUAUAGUAGAAGAAUUAGGUGAAGAUGCUCGAGGUGUUAUAAUUAUGGAUGACGAUAAAGAAAAUCAUUACGAUAAUAUUGGUUCUGAUUUAGCUUCCAGCAGCGCUGGAAACGCUCGAGCCAAAAAGCAAAAAUUAGAAAAUGGUGAAAGUAGCAGUAAUGGUGGAUGUAAUAGAGGAAGUACAAGACGAAAAGAGAACUUUAGAAUAGGUGUUGAAGUAAUGCCAAGUUUAAUCGGUCAUUUGAAAAAGUUACAAAAUCGAUUAUCAGCGCACUUGGAUGAACUAGGAACUUUGGUACAUG